AUGUCCUCCAGUCCCCACAUGGCAGAUUUCAAGCUGCUCCCAGGCACCCUGAAGGAGGUGUCUCAGCUGGUGUUCGGAGCAGAUAAGUCUGGCCACCAUCAGGAGUUUUGGGCCAAUUCGGUGACCUGGAACCCUCACAAGAUGAUGGGCGUCCCACUGCAGUGUUCAGCCCUGCUGGUAAGAGAAGAGGGAUUGAUGCAGAGUUGCAAUCAAAUGCAUGCUUCCUACCUCUUUCAACAAGACAAGCACUACGACCUGUCUUACGACACAGGAGACAAGGCUUUGCAAUGUGGACGGCAUGUUGAUGUCUUCAAGCUAUGGCUGAUGUGGAGGGCAAAGGGAACCACAGGAUUUGAAGCACAAAUCGAUAAGUGCUUGGAACUUGCAGAAUACCUAUAUAAUAAAAUAAAGAACAGAGAGGGGUAUGAAAUGGUGUUUGAUGGAAAGCCUCAGCACACAAACGUCUGCUUCUGGUAUAUACCUCCCAGCUUGCGCAGUAUGGAAGACAACGAAGAAAGAAUGAGCCGCCUUAUGAAGGUGGCACCAGUGAUAAAAGCCAGGAUGAUGGAGUAUGGCACGACCAUGGUGAGCUAUCAGCCCCUGGGAGACAAAGUGAACUUCUUCCGGAUGGUCAUCUCAAACCCCGCAGCAACUCACCAAGACAUUGAUUUCCUGAUUGAUGAAAUAGAACGCCUGGGACAAGAUUUAUAACAACUGGGUGUGAAAGUCUGUUCCUGGACCUCUAAGUAGACAAUUAAGUUGUCACAAACUGUGCGAAUGUAUUUGUAGUUUGUUCCAAAGUAAAUCUAUUUCUAUAUUGUGGCGUUGGAGUAGAGUACAGUUUAAAAUCAAGAAACAUGGCUCCUUUAAAGUCCUUUCCUGAGUUUUAGAAUACCUCCUUAAUAAUUAGCUGCACAAAAAGCUGCAUUGAAACAAAUAUGGAAGAACAGAAGAUACUUAAAAUUUUAUCCCCAAUUUUAACACAGUGACUACUUUGAAUUAAAAGCAAUCAGACCGAAUGAUGCCAGAUUUGCCCAAAAUGAUGACAAAGUUAAAUAGGGGGAAGUGGGAGGGGGCGGUGAGAAGCAGAGUAUACAAGCUCUAUGUUUAAAAGUGAAAGUAUUUUGCCUUUUUCGUAGUAUUAGAACAGAAUUUCUAAUUUACCUAUAGCAACAUUUCAAAUGUAUUUAAAUAGGUAUAGUUUUACAAAAGGAAAUAUAUAUAUAUAAAAAAAUCCUAUUUUGUAAACUAUAUAUUUUUAUUUUAUAUGGGUUAUAAAACUGCAAGGACAGAAGCUGAAAAUUAACUAGGAUUCUUUUUCUUUUGAUGGAGGUGCCUCAAAUAUUUAUUACUGCUUAUUUUAAAAUAUAAGCCCACAUUACUACAUUCUUAAGAGGUACCAGUACCUCAUUUCUCCAUGUCAUGGAUUGUACAUCUCCAGGGUUGAUUACUGAAAAACCUCAAGAGUACUGCAGCUCUCAAAACCACUUAAUAAGAUCAAUUACAGUACAACAAUAGGAUGCUAUUAUUCCUAAUUAUGUUUCCCACUUGGCCUAACUAAGCAGACGCACAAUCAAUAUACAG
Molecule: messenger RNA, 1584 nt
Organism: Balearica regulorum gibbericeps (East African grey crowned-crane)
Lineage: Eukaryota; Metazoa; Chordata; Aves; Gruiformes; Gruidae
Source: RefSeq, a predicted model, not a curated record